AUGAAAACUUCAUACUGUUGGCGUAACUAGAAAGUAUAGGCCUCGCCCUUGACUUGUCCUUAGAACAAAUCCAAAUUCGAAAAUAGACUGGCCAAAACCAAAAAGUAACUAAGCUUUCAUGAAUAAGAGAAUUGGAAUGACGAACACAUUAUUAAAUAUCGUAAUCAUCUAAAAGAUGUAAGAGAAUUGAGGUAAAGAUGGCAUAUCAUUGAGAGACCAAUGAAUGCCUCGAUCUCUGAAAAGGCUAAAUCUGAAAUCCUAGACAUGGAAUAAUCAAUACAACAUAUAUCCCUUGAAAAACCUAAAAAGUAAUCACAUAUCCGUCCAUUUAGUUCCUAGUAGUAGAAACUACUAUCGCAAAUUUCACAAAUAUACUCGUUUUAAUAAUGCGCUAAUCGUUAAAAUAAAAUGAAACUCUUUUUAUAAUCUGAUGACAAUUAUGCCAAUCGAUCAUUCAGAUAUUACAAGAAUUUUACAAAUUAUCUUAACUCGAUCAAAUGA
Molecule: messenger RNA, 501 nt
Organism: Paramecium tetraurelia
Lineage: Eukaryota; Ciliophora; Oligohymenophorea; Peniculida; Parameciidae
Exons: 2
Source: RefSeq, a predicted model, not a curated record